AUGGAGGGCGUGAAGGGACUCUUUCUUCUAGUCUCGCUGCUUUCUCCUUCUAUGUUCACGUGCGUGCUGUGCACACGGGGAUCGAACUCUGGACUCAAUCCCUUUUACCAGCUCGACAGCGAGCCUACUGUGGUGAAGGGACUUGAUCUGAAGAGAUAUGCGGGACGGUGGUACGAGAUCGCCUCCCUCCCGGUGCCCUACCUGCCCAAGGACGGCGAGGAUACGAGGGCCACGUACACUCCAAAGGACGAUGGGACCCUGGACUUGUUGAACGAAUCCUGGGUCAAUGGCAAGAGGAACUUCGUGAAGGGCAACGCCUACAAGGCCGACCCGAGCAGCGACGAGGCCAAGCUGAAAGUGAAAUUCUAUUUGCCUCCGUCUAAUCCCACCUUCACUGUGGUGGGUGACUACUGGGUCUUGUACCUUGACGCUGAUUAUCAUUAUGCUAUCGUUGGCGAGCCCAGCAGGACGUCUCUCUUUAUACUGAGCAGACAGAGUCAUAUAGAUGAUAAAAUCUAUAAUCAGCUGGUUCAAAAGGCUGUUGAUGAAGGAUAUGAUGUGAGCAAGCUCCGCAAGACUCCACAGAGCAAGACUCCACCGCCGCAAUAA
Messenger RNA from Eucalyptus grandis, 609 nucleotides. RefSeq names its product temperature-induced lipocalin-1. The transcript has 2 exons. The record is from RefSeq and is a predicted model, not a curated record. Lineage: Eukaryota; Viridiplantae; Streptophyta; Magnoliopsida; Myrtales; Myrtaceae. The coding region runs from base 1 to 609 and encodes 202 amino acids.